UCUGGCCUCUUUGGUUUCUCGGUUGUAUUUGAUUCGGAAUUUCCCUCCAAGUUUCCCAUUGACAAGGGACACACUGUUUCAUUCUCGUUCGAGCGGGCUCUAGUCUUCGUUCUUCUUUUCUCUCUUUUUCUUUUCUUCUCUAUCUUUUAUAAUUAACCCCACACCAUUCCACUAGUGGUUGAACGAUCGUUUAUUCCUAUAGCUCAGUGCAUGACUACAGCUACGGCAGACGUGAACCUCCUUCAAUCCUUGAGGAUGACCGAAACCAUGUCGGGCGCUCCAGCAACUGCAGCUCCCGAAAACACAUCCCGUUCAAGAGGCUCACGGCGCGGAGGCCGAGGACGCGGCAACCGUUCACAUCGUCGCCCCCAGAACCAGAACCAGAACCAGAACCCGGCACCGAAUACAGAGCCAACAAAUGGCGCGCAAGCACAGACUCAGCAGACACAUGGGACACAACCCAAUGGCGACACGACGCCGAAUCAGCCCCAAGAUGCAUCUCGCUCGCGAAGAGGUCCGCGGGGAGGGAGACGGGGCGGUCGGGGUGGAAACACAAACGGCGAGGGAAGCCGACGACCUGGGCGAGGAAGGGGGGCAGAUCAGAUGGUAUCGAACACUGGACGGCGAUUCGAGGGGCGAUUGACGAAAUCCGAACGACCCUCUGAGGAUGACGGGCCGGAAGGUGGGGAGGACCCCAAGGAUUUGGAGUUGAGGGCCGAUGCGCCUGUUUUCGUGCCUGGAGGACAGCAGGACGGAAGUAAGGUUGAAGGGGACUCCUCGAAUACUACCAACACGGCCGGCAAAGGGAAGGGGAAAGCAAAGGCGAAGAACCCGCAACCUCGACCGCCGAAAGUUACGACGAAAUCAGUCGCCCCGGACAUCGCCACGCGGAUCCACGAGGAUAUUGCCCACAAUCUCUACGAGUGUCCUAUCUGCACCGCGGAGUUGGGCAAGAGGUCGCGUGUCUGGUCGUGUGAUUUGUGCUGGACCGUUUUCCAUCUGAGCUGCGUCAAGAAGUGGUCCAAGAAUGAAGGAGCGGCGGCGCAGGAUAGUUCUCGUCGCCAGGCUGAUGGAGAGUCUAGUGCGCCUCGAGCCUGGCGCUGUCCGGGCUGCAAUCUCGCGAAGGAAGUGUUUCCCUCGACCUAUAGCUGCUGGUGUGAAAAGGAUGUCGAUCCGCGCCCACUUCCCGGUCUCCCUCCACAUUCGUGCGGGCAAACCUGUGCGCGGCCCCGUAAGGGUUGUCCUCAUCCGUGUGAUGCGACUUGUCAUGCGGGACCUUGCGCCCCGUGUACUGCCAUGGGCCCGACUCAGGAUUGCUUCUGCGGUAUGAAUUCGUCCACCAAGCGUUGCCAGGACACCGACUACGAGAAUGGAUGGAGCUGCGGUGAGGUCUGCGGGGACCUACUACCUUGUGGGGAGCAUACUUGUUCUCGUCCAUGCCAUGAGGGCCUCUGUGGUACGUGCGAGGUGAAGGUCGAGGGUCGUUGCUAUUGCGGAAAGGUCCAGACAGAAAUGCUGUGCAGUUCCAGGGAUGAGGAGAUGGAGAGCCAAAAGAUACAGGACGGAGCUGAAGGUCAAGUGGAGGAAUGGACCGGUUGUUUCAGCUGCCCCGACCAGUGCAGUCGCCCUUUCGAUUGUGGCGUUCACUUCUGCCAGAAGAGUUGCCACCCUCAAGACGUACACCCAGCUCACUGUCCGAGAUCGCCUGACGUUGUCCACCAUUGUCCCUGCGGAAAGACACCCUUGACCGAAAUCUCUGGAUACUCUCCUCGCAAAUCUUGCGAGGACCCUAUCAUCAACUGCCGAAAGGCCUGUGGUAAGAUGCUUCCGUGCGGACAUGCAUGCGACAAGAUCUGUCACACUGGCCCAUGCGGUUCUUGCAUGCGCAACGUCCCCAUACAGUGCCGGUGCGGACGGAACUCAUUUAUGACCGUCUGCCACCAGGGCACAAUCGAGCCACCGCAGUGUUUCCGAACCUGCAAGACCGGGCUGCACUGUGGACGCCACGCAUGUGCGGAGAGAUGCUGUCCUGGUGAGCAAAAGGCAGUUGAGCGCCAGGCUUUGCGGCGGAAGCUCAAAUCCCAUCUCCGUCCUAGCGACGAAGAUGUAGAGGCCGAACAUAUUUGCACUCGGGUUUGUGGCCGCCUGUUGAAAUGCGGACGGCAUACCUGCCCAGAGAUUUGCCAUAAAGGCCCAUGCAAUACUUGCAGAGAGGCGAUCUUCGAGGAGAUCUCGUGUAACUGCGGUCGAUCUGUCUUGCAUCCGCCUCUGCCUUGCGGCACGCAACCACCACCCUGCUCGGCCCCUUGUGAGCGUCCCAAACCAUGUGGUCAUCCCCAAACGCCUCACAACUGCCACACGGACGACGAAGUUUGUCCUAAGUGUCCGUAUCUUACGGAGAAGCUGUGUCUUUGUGGUAAACAGGUGUUGAAGAAUCAGCCUUGCUGGCUGGCUGACGCACGAUGUGGCCGAAUUUGCGGUGCAACGCUCAAGUGCGGUUCGCAUUCGUGUAAAAAGAAUUGCCAUCGACCAGGCGACUGCGAGGAUGCUUUGAAACCUUGCCAACAGCCUUGUGGGAAGACAAAAACCUUGUGUGGUCACCCAUGCCAAGAUGCUUGUCAUGCCCCAUACCCUUGCCCCGAGAAGACGCCCUGCUCGUCCAAAGUCACGGUAACAUGUGGCUGUGGACGGCUUCGACAGGAGCAUCGCUGCAAUGCAGUGAAAGCAGUGGCCUCGAAGGGGCAGUUGCAGCAACAGCAGAGGCUGCCGGCGUUGACCCCAUUGACGUGUGACGAGGAAUGCUCGCGACUGGAGCGGAAUCGCUCUUUGGCAUCGGCAUUAGGCGUCGAGAUCAACCAGUCGACGACCCUAGGCCAGAACAUGACGUCCACGAACCUUCCAUAUUCAUCGGAAACCCUUGACAUGUAUCUGCAGCUCUCAUCCUCAUCCCCUCUAUCGACACUUCAGACCUACGAGGCGACGCUGCAGUCUCUCGCGAUCGGCACCACCCAGCGAUCCGUCCGCUUCCAACCUGCCAAGUCUUCCCUCCGCGCCUUCAUUCAUUCCCUCGCCUCGGACUGGGGCUUUGCCAGCGAGAGCUUUGACCCCGAACCUCACCGGCACGUGUUCGUCCUUAAGCCGACGACCUGGACGCCCCCACUUUUCGGCAUGGGUCAAGACACGGCAAUUGGAAUCGGUGGUAUGAGCGUCGGCGAAUGCGUCAAGCUGCGCGAACGCCAGCGUCUCAAGGAGCGCGAAGCUCAGCGCCAGGCCGCAGCCGAGGUUAAAGCCCAGCGCGAAGCGGCCAAGGUACAGGCGAGCGCGACGGGCGAAGGCGGCUGGGCCCAGGUUGCCGCGUCACGACGUGGCAAUAAUGGCAUGAGCAGUGCGAGGAGCGCACCCACCGUGCAGGGCCCUAGUGCUCUUUCCAGUUCAACGAUGUUUGCCGCCCUUGCUGGCGACGACGGAAGUGGCUCCUGGAGAACCGGGGCUGCCCGUGCUGCUCCCAAGAAGGAGAAACUCGUCCUUCGAUCCGGCGUUGGUGCCGGCAAGCAGCUGCGGAGCCAACCAGCUCCUGCCGCCGAGGUGGCGGACAGUUGGGAGGAGGAAGAAGAGAAGGAAGAACAGGAAGAGCUUGCGCGCGAGAAGAACGAGCCGCACGACGCAGAAGACUCUCCAGGACAGGAUGAGAAUCAGGAGCAGGAUUUGAAGGCCGAAUCUGAACGUGAACCCGGAAACGACCACGACCAAAAUCCAGAGCAAGAGCAAAGUCAGAUCUCCGACCCACAGAAUGAACCAGGUCCGGAACCCGAAAAAGCACACGAAGUCCUUGAAACACAUUCAGAAGAAUCCCCUCACGAACCUGAAGCGGCCAUAGAAACUCCCAUUGCCACGUCCUCUUCUCCGGCAUAAAAGACCCCGAAAAAAAAGUGUCUUAUAGAACGGGUUGGGAUUUCUGAAAAGCCUUGAACAUUUCCAGUUUAUUUUCUCUAUUUCCCUUGAUUUCCUGAUGAUGCUAUUAUUAUUCGAUGUAUGCAUGCGCAUUACACAUGGUGGUUGGCUGAUGAUUGAUUGAGGAUUAGUUUAGCGAGCAUGGGUUUGUUCUGUUUUGUAAUUUGCACAGCAGGCGCGCUUAUGCAUAUGCAUUUUAUGGGAUACCAGGGGAUUUAAAAUCGCUUUGAGAUAUUUGAGCCUUUUUCUUUUUCCUCUCUCUUUUCUCUUCUGUGUUCUAUCUAGAAAGUCCCCAUUGCUUUCAAGCCAUUUGUUAAAUCUCGAGACCGCUAUUAGGAAAACCUCGUGGCAGAGUGGGUUCAACUUAGUAAAAAAGCAAAAUUAUC
Aspergillus steynii IBT 23096 is the source of this 4337-nucleotide messenger RNA. RefSeq names its product putative NF-X1 finger transcription factor. NCBI's taxonomy places the organism in Eukaryota, Fungi, Ascomycota, Eurotiomycetes, Eurotiales, Aspergillaceae. Gene Ontology annotation, cellular component: nucleus. Gene Ontology annotation, molecular function: zinc ion binding; RNA polymerase II transcription regulatory region sequence-specific DNA binding; DNA-binding transcription factor activity, RNA polymerase II-specific. Bases 268 to 3912 code for a protein of 1214 amino acids. Gene Ontology annotation, biological process: negative regulation of transcription by RNA polymerase II. The transcript has a single exon. The record is from RefSeq and is a predicted model, not a curated record.